AUGCCCAGCUCUACUGCAAUGGCAAUUGGAGCUCUCUCUAGUUCUCUCCUCGUUACCUGCUGCCUCAUGGUUGCCCUCUGUAGCUCCACCGUCCCCGUACAAAAACUGGCCAAGGCUCAAGACAAACAGGAGAUAAAGGCGAGCCAGGAAAAGAGGGAUCACACGUCUACAAGGGACAGCCAGACAGGUCCAGGGAAAAUGAACGAGAUCGGCAGGAGCGGGAGGGAGGAGGGUAGCAGGGACUGGAAGAGCAAAGGAAACAGAAACUACUCGAACAAGGAGUCUUGGACUAAGCAAAAGCAGGCUUGGAACAGCCAGGGAACAAGCAGUAAAUCUGGGAACAUUCAAGUGCAAGAGCAAAGGGAUGCUGCUCCUGAGGAACCUCAGGUGGCUGAAGACUCAUCUCUCGCAGCAUCUGUUGCGAGCGUCACUCCCGAGCCUCCGGAGGAGUACGCCUAUCCGGACUACCGGGGGAAAGGCUGCGUGGACGAGAGCGGCUUCGUCUAUGCCAUCGGGGAGAAGUUUGCGCCGGGCCCCUCUGCCUGCCCCUGCCUCUGCACUGAGGAGGGCCCGCUAUGUAUCCAGCCCGAGUGCCCCAGGCUCCACCCUCGCUGCAUCCAUGUGGACACCACGCAGUGCUGCCCGCAGUGCAAGGAGAGGAAGAACUACUGCGAGUUCCGAGGGAAAACCUACCAGACCCUAGAGGAGUUCAUGGUUUCCCCGUGUGAGAGGUGUCGCUGUGAAGCCAACGGUGAAGUGCUGUGCACGGUCUCAGCCUGUCCCCAGACCGAGUGUGUGGAUCCCGUGUAUGAGCCUGACCAGUGCUGUCCCAUCUGCAAAAAUGGUCCAAACUGCUUUGCAGAAACCCUUGUCAUUCCAGCAGGCCGGGAGGUGAAAACUGAUGAAUGCACUAUAUGUCACUGUACUUACGAAGAAGGCACUUGGAGGAUUGAACGGCAAGCGAUGUGCACUAGACAUGAAUGCAAGCAAAUAUAG
This is a messenger RNA of Cinclus cinclus, 996 nucleotides long. RefSeq names its product von Willebrand factor C domain containing 2 (gene VWC2). The record is from RefSeq and is a predicted model, not a curated record. The transcript has 3 exons. Gene Ontology annotation, biological process: negative regulation of BMP signaling pathway. Lineage: Eukaryota; Metazoa; Chordata; Aves; Passeriformes; Cinclidae. Gene Ontology annotation, molecular function: protein binding. Gene Ontology annotation, cellular component: AMPA glutamate receptor complex. Bases 1 to 996 code for a protein of 331 amino acids.